Manis javanica (Malayan pangolin) is the source of this 1481-nucleotide messenger RNA. RefSeq names its product transmembrane 4 L six family member 4 (gene TM4SF4). Lineage: Eukaryota; Metazoa; Chordata; Mammalia; Pholidota; Manidae. The record is from RefSeq and is a predicted model, not a curated record. Gene Ontology annotation, cellular component: membrane.
AUUUAUGGGGGUGCAAAAAAAACCACCAAGGACUCCAGCUCAGGGAGAAUGCAUAAAUGCCCAUCGCUAUCGGGGUUCUGCUCUUUUUGAGAGGCUGAAUCAAGUCCAAGGACACAGUUCGCAGCCUGAGUUGCUUCUCAGCUCCAAAAUACGGACUGAACUGUGGACGGUUACAGUGACGCUCUGACGGACAACUUUUAAGAGAUUCUGUGAAGGAGGUAGCGAGGGGACCUGCACUGCGCCUGCCCAGCAUGUGCACCGGGGGCUGCGCCAAGUGCCUGGGGGCCACCCUCAUUCCCCUCUCCGUGUUUGGCUUCUUGGCUAACAUCCUGCUAUUUUUCCCUGGAGGAAAAGUGAUAGACAACAACGACUACCUGUCUGAUGAGGUCUGGUUUUUCGGAGGAAUAUUAGGAAGCGGGGUCUUGAUGAUCUUCCCUGCGCUGGUGUUCUUGGGCUUGAAGAACAAUGACUGCUGUGGGUGCUGCGGCAACGAGAGCUGUGGGAAGCGAUUCGCGAUGUUCACUUCCACAAUAUUUGCUGUGAUUGGAUUUCUGGGUGCUGGCUACUCAUUUGUCAUCUCAGCCGUUUCAAUCAACAAAGGUCCUAAAUGUCUCAUGGACAAUGGCAUGUGGGGCUACCCCUUCCACUCCGGGGAUUACCUCAACGAUGAAGCCUUAUGGGUCAAGUGCCGGGAUCCUGUCAAUGUGGUUCCCUGGAAUCUGACCCUCUUCUCCAUCCUGCUGGUCAUAGGAGUGAUCCAGAUGCUUCUCUGUGCCAUCCAGGUGGUCAACGGCCUCCUGGGAACCCUGUGUGGAGACUGCCAGUGUUGUGGCUGCUGCGGAGGAGAUGGACCAGUUUAAACCUCUGUGAUGAGCUGCUCUAACUGGACAGCGACAGCGUAUAGGAAGAGACAUUGAGUUUAUUCUCCUCUUUUUGGGGUUGUCAGUUCCUGUCUGCUUCCUAACUCACAAAGCUGAGGGAGGGCAGUUAUUCCUCCUCCUUUCUGAACAGCUUAGCUCAAUCUAGAAUUUUAUGUUACUAACAAAUAAAAAAUAUAGUUUAGCCACUUAAGUUAGAUUGAUAAAUCUUUCAAAUUAGCUUCCUUUUAGAAUUGAAGAGCAUGUUCCAAGCAAAUUUUUCAUAAUUUCUUCCUUAAGAAUGAAAAAUGUGCAAAAUCAUAUGUACUGCCACACCGCUUGUUUGUAUAUAGAGAUGUUUAUAUCCUUGUAAGUCCUAUAUAAUUCAAAGGAGGAAAGCAUGUUUAGAAUGAGAAACUAAGACCAAUUUUUUUUCCAUGUUUAUGGGAAAAGAGAAUGACUGAUGUAUCCUAAAUAAUUUUUACUUAGUGUCUUUUUGGCUAACAUGUUUGAAUUACUUACAACUAGUCUUUUAAACCUGUUACCAUUUGCAAGUUUUCCUUUUGUAUACUAAAUUAAAAUAAUAAUUCAGAGGUAAUAUAAUAAAGUUUGUUUUGAUAGGGA